AUGAAGCUCGUCAGCAUCAUCAGCAUUUGCACCUUCGCUCUGUCGCAGCCUGGGCUCGCGCAGUUGUCAAACUUUGAUGAUUAUGAGCAUGAGCGCAUCCAGCUUGACGACGUCUCCACUCAUUUUCGUUACUACGGCGAAGGACCGCCCGUUCUCCUUGUGCAUGGCUUUCCACAGCACUCACUAACGUGGCAUACCAUCGGACCAAUCUUGGCGCAGAACUUUACUGUGAUCGCCCCGGAUAUACGCGGUUGCGGAAACUCAUCGCUUCCUCUAUCAAAGAAUUACACAGCUGCAGCUGCCGGUGCCGAUCUUAAAGCCGUUCUAGACUACCUCAACAUCACGUCUGCAUAUGUCUUUGCGCAUGACAAAGGCGUGGGGCUUGCAACUUCUCUUGCUAUAGAACGUCCUUCGGUCGUUGAAGCUAUCAUUCUCGCCAAAUACGUUCUGCCAGGUUAUGGGUACCCUGCGCAGGUAACGAGUCCCAGCCUAUACCAGAAUUGGCAACUCUCAUUCUUUGGCGUGCCCGAUGCAGCCGAGUUCUUCGUUCAAGGGCGCGAAAAGCAGAUGCUGAGCUGGUACUUCUUCCAUGCGAGUUAUUCCGGCACAGCGGCUUUGAACGAAGACCACUUGCAGCGCUAUACGAAUGAGAUAUCCAAACCGGGGUUUUUGAGAAGUGGUAUGGAGUACUUCGCUUCGGUGUUCGGUAGCGGGAAGAAGUUGCAGAUGCCGUUGCUGGCAUUGGGUGGCGAAGCGAGUUUUUCCCCUGUGUCGCUGCUGGAGGAGAUAUGGUCGAGGAUAAGUGAUGACUUCGUUGCUGAGGCGAUUCCAAAGGCUGGACACUGGAUUGAUAAGAAGUUCUUUUUUCAUAGCGAUGAAAACCCAAUUUGGACAGGUAAGCGCGCGUUGCAGUUCUUCGAAGGAGCUGGGGAGAUAAGCAGUAUUGAUCUAUCAUAUCUCAAGGACCGAGUUACUCUGCAGGGCGGUGUUAUUUGA
Molecule: messenger RNA, 996 nt
Organism: Alternaria atra
Lineage: Eukaryota; Fungi; Ascomycota; Dothideomycetes; Pleosporales; Pleosporaceae
Exons: 3
Coding region: 1-996 (331 amino acids)
Source: RefSeq, a predicted model, not a curated record